This is a messenger RNA of Linum tenue, 486 nucleotides long. The record is from the annotation of a GenBank genome assembly. Lineage: Eukaryota; Viridiplantae; Streptophyta; Magnoliopsida; Malpighiales; Linaceae.
AUGAGCUGCAACUCGAAGGUCUGUGUAGAUGUCGAAAACCAAUUUCCACAAAGAAGGUCGGUGAAACCAGAAUGGCACAAAGCACACGCCAGAUUCAUCAUCAACCUCUGCAUGGAGAAAGAACGAGCUGCAAACGGCAAUAACAGUGCCGAGGCGGAAGAAGGCAGCAUAUACGGGUCAUGGUUCACCGGCGGGUCGAAAAACAAUACGAGCAGCCCCGAUGCUUACGUGUGGAGGCAGAGGUACUUAAGGAGCUAUACGUUCACGAGGGAGGAAGAAUCGUCCAACGAGAGGAAGAAGAAGAAAGGCGUGCACGGUGUCGUUUUAAAGAAAGUGAAGAGAUGGACGAACCAGAUGUUCGAGGGUAGCAGUACUACUACUACUACUAAAGAAGGGAAGAAGAAGAAGAAGAGCUCUAGUACGGUUGAUGGUUGCCUUAAGUUCUUGUUAAGUUUCGUGGCACAAGUUGAUGUUCAUGUUGGGUAA